Saccostrea cuccullata (small rock oyster) is the source of this 3930-nucleotide messenger RNA. RefSeq lists its product as uncharacterized. The transcript is spliced from 11 exons. The coding region runs from base 439 to 3600 and encodes 1053 amino acids. NCBI's taxonomy places the organism in Eukaryota, Metazoa, Mollusca, Bivalvia, Ostreida, Ostreidae. The record is from RefSeq and is a predicted model, not a curated record.
GUCAUUCUCUAUAAGCACCAAAAUUUGAUGGUAAACCAUAGUCACCGAUUUUAAUAAAACUUUGGUAAAUUAAUACAUACUACUAGUCGAGUAUAAUGGUAUAUGCAAAAUGACGGGAUACUGCUGUUUCCAUGGAAACCAGCAAGUCAUACUUUUGUCACAUUUGCUAUUAUUUCCUUUAUAAUGUAUGUGGUUGAUACUCAUAAACGCAGCAAAACAAUUCAACAGAACUAAUCCUGUAAAAAGAUUAGAGAUAUAUAAGUUUUUCUUCAAAAAAUUGGAGGUGUGUUAUUUUUAAUAAAGAAAAAAAAGCCUUGUCAAAUUUCUGUUUUCCAAGGGGAAAGUAUUAAAUUUUUACAAGAGUUAUUUCCCCUUGUGUAACUCUUUUGUGCUUCCUGUGAAAAAUUGGAGUAAGCAGAAGUCAACAGAAAAUGAGAAAUGGUUUGCCGCUUUAUAUUUCAUGCUGAUUCGAAUUGUUCAGAUGACUUAAUCAAUAUAAAUUCUGCUGACAUCAACAACAGGGACAUUAUACUUACAGAAUGUGGUCUUCUACCUAAAAAAUUUGAUAAUUUGGAUAUUUGUUCCUCUCAUUUUAAUUUAAUAUUGAAACGCAACACAGAUUUGAGAAGAAGAAAAACUUGUCAAGUGCCUUUUACUAUUAAUUCACAUGAAUUAUCAACACGUCAUAAAAAGCAGAAGUCUAGUAGAUCAUUGUCCAUCAACAGCAUUCUGAAAAUUCACAGAAGAUUUGGACUUGUUCUUCCUGUUGGCACCCCUAUAUGCACCAGCUGUCUGUUGAAGAUAAAUGCUCAAAUAACCGAAGACGAAGAAACUGUGACAAACAAAUACAAUGACCAGACUCAGUCACACUUGGAUGAGCAUGAACAGCCACUUCACGUGCAAAUCCCAGGGGCUUCAAAUGCUGUGGAGAAGGACCCUAUAACUAUAACAGACGAGAAAUUAUUUGAGGAGAUAGAUCAGAAUUCGUCUAUUAAAACUGAUGAUGAAAGUCAAAGUGAAUUUUUCCCAUCUCAAUCAUCAUGGAGGAGUUAUGAAAAUGACAGCAGCCUGAAUGCACUGAAUGGAUUCCUAAACGCAGUCAAUUUACAAACUUUUUCUAUCAAUGAAAGGAGGAAUUGGGUGACAUAUUCGAAAAGAACUCAAAUUAAUUAUUUAAGAAGAAUCAAUGAUAUAAUGAUGUGCAUCAAAGGCAUACUGUUUCCCGAAAAUCAGGUGUUAGAAGAACUGAAUGCAGAUCUUCAGAAGACCAGUGCUUCAAAUAGAUGCUCAUCAACUGACUUUGACUACACAGAUCUUGUGGACUCUUACAAAAGAGCAGAAACAUGGCAGCAGAGAAGACAGGUUUUGUCCAUCAUUGCGUCAAAAGUGUCAUUCAAAGAUGUUCUUGCAAUGAUUCCCGAAAUUACACCUCACAGAUAUUAUGCUGCCCUUAAUCAUUCCAAGCAAAUUGGUGCUGCACUUCCCAUUCCAGACAAGAAAAUUAACAGACAAAGAAUGGAUCCAGAUAAGCUUGAUGCAUUCCUUGAUUUCAUUACCUCCAGUCAUAUUGUUCGUGACCUCCCGUAUGGUGAAAAGAAAAUGAAAUUUUCAGAUGGAUCAGUGCAAAGUAUGCCAAAUGUUGUGAGGUGCAUGGGUUCUGCCGAUAUAAUUCAGCAGUACAAAGCUUAUUGUCAAGAAAACAACAUUAUGCAAUUAGGAGAUAGCACAAUGUUCAGGAUUCUUGCACAAUGUGGUGCCAAAGUCAGAAAGAGUCUAGAAGGUCUAGACUACUUUGUUGCUGAAGGAGGACGUGCAUUUGUAACUCUGCAAGAUGUCAUUGACAGGCUGCUGAGUUAUCAAGUGAUUUCUGGUGACCAGCAGAAGGACUAUCAGGCUCUGCUCUUACAGUGUAAACAGUAUCUAAGAACAGAUUUCAAGAUACAUGUCUCACAUGAAAGUGAAGUGGCAGAUCACUGUAUGGUUCAUGCCUUGAGUGAUUCAAAAGAGGGAGCCUUCAUGGAGGAAUGUAGACACUGCCAUGAUAUGGUUUGCGAAAGCUGUGAGCAGUUGAAGGACCUUUUGACAUCUCUAGAGAACAUCUUUUCUAAUUCUUCCAUAAUUGCAGCAGGAGAGGAAUUAAAUGAUCUUCGUUUCAAGGUUCAGAGAGCAACUCAGAGUAUUUGGAACUUAAAAAAACAUGCCAUACGUUGCAAAAAUCAGGAUCAAGCCAAGGCGGAUCUUUUUGCAAACAUGCCCACUGGUGAAGUUUUGUUGAUUUGUGACUGGGCAAUGAAAUUCCUGCCCCGCAAGUUUAGAGAGGACCAAUGUGACUGGUUUGGAAAAAGAGGAAUUCCAUGGCAUAUUUGUAUGGCUUUCUGUAGAAAGGAUGAUGGCAGCAUUGGGAGUCUUGGAUUUAUACAUUUGUUUGCAAAUCAAAUCUCUCAGGACAGCAGCAUCACUGUCAGGGUGAUCAGUGAUGUCAUGAAGCAGAUUCAGGGAAUCCAGGCAGAAGACCUGAAGUUUCAUCUAUGGUCUGACAAUGCUGGGUGUUACAAGUCUACAGAAAUGCUUGCAUUUUUGUAUCAUUCUGGAAUUGUAAAGACCUACAACUUCUGCGAGUCCCAGAAUGGGAAGGGGCCCUGUGAUCGGACAGCAGCUACCAUUAAGUCAGCUAUUAGAAGAUAUGUCAAUCAAGGCCAUGAUGUACUAACAGCUCAUUCAAUGAAACAGGCAAUUGAACAAUCUUUGAAGACUGUGAAGUAUAGAGUCAGUGUGGUCACAGAUUCAGGCACAGAACAUGAAAGAAAGAAAAAUCUACUGAAGCCUAUGGCUGGGGUAUCGACGUACAAUAAUUUCUCAUUCUCACUUGCUGGAAUAAGAGCAUGGAAAGCUUAUGAAGUUGGUCCAGGAAAACUUAUCUCUUCCCCAACAAUACCAAAGGUGGAUCCUACUCAAAUUGAAAGCGAAGAAUCCCAGGGAGCACAUGAGGUUGUUUUUCACAGUCUGCCACCAAAACCUGAGAGAGGGGAAAACAUCUUUACUUGUACCAAUGAUGGAUGCACACUGUCAUUCUCUACAUUUCAAGAGUUGUCAAACCAUCUGUUAUUUGGGAUUUGCGAAUGUUCAUAUGAGUGUCAAUCUAGCAAUGGGUGUGAUAUAACUAAAAAGAUGUAUGCAAAGAAAAUGUCAAAGUCUAUUGCAGCAAAUCUCACGAUAUCUGUGGAUGAACAAAGUGAAGGAAAAGGUAAUGGUGAAGUUUUGAGCAAGGGAUGGGCUCUGAAAGAAGAAAGAAAAAACAAGAGGUUUAAUGAAAAUCAAAGAUCUUUUCUUCUUGACAAGUUUAACAUUGGUUUGAAAACUGGCAGAAAAGAAGAUCCAUUCUUUGUUUCAGAGGCUAUGCUUACAGAGAGAAAAGCAGAUGGGACAAGGAGAUUUUCAUAUGAUGAGAUUUUAUCAACACAACAAAUAACAAGUUUCUUUUCCAGGAUGAGCAGGAAAAGCAAGAGCUUUGCAGAUGUUUCUGAAGAGUUGGUUGAGGCACAACGGGAAGAAACAAUUAUGAUUGUAAGGAGAGAACUGGAGGGGGAGUCUGUAAAGUAAAAGCUCUCAAAAACUUUUCUUGUGUAUUUUUAUGCACCUUUUUUUAACUCAUCUCAACGAAGGUUAAGUUUUUUUGAGCAGUUUUCUUUUUAAGUACUUCUAGGACCUAUAGUAUAUUAUCUCGGAGGCAGUAAUAGGCCGCUCAUCAUGUAUAUUUAUGUAUCUUUUAUAUUCAAGUGAAAUAUCAUGUUUGAGUGUAUAAACUCUGAGGCGGUAAUAGGCCGCUCAUCAUGUAUAUUUAUGUAUCUAUUAUAUUCAAGUGAAAUAUCAUGUUUGAGUGUAUUAUCUCGGAGGCGGUAAUAGGCCGCUCAUCAUGUAUAUUUAUGUAUC